Messenger RNA from Ceratosolen solmsi marchali, 554 nucleotides. RefSeq names its product CDC42 small effector protein Spec2 (gene Spec2). NCBI's taxonomy places the organism in Eukaryota, Metazoa, Arthropoda, Insecta, Hymenoptera, Agaonidae. Bases 182 to 445 code for a protein of 87 amino acids. Gene Ontology annotation, molecular function: small GTPase binding. Gene Ontology annotation, cellular component: plasma membrane. The transcript has 4 exons. The record is from RefSeq and is a predicted model, not a curated record. Gene Ontology annotation, biological process: regulation of Rho protein signal transduction.
UAUCAUCAUUCCUUUGUCUCUCGCUCUCGUUCUCCAUGUAGCUUAAAUAGCUCAAGAAAAUACAUACCAACCAAGCGUUUUGUGAACGUCACGUCGUGGAUUCGCCUUUUGGUGAGAUGUGAAUCACUUGCUCGUGAGGCCGAGCCAAGUCGCAACGACGGCGCAGAAUAAGGGCGGCAAGAUGGCGAGCACGGGCGAGGUGUGGGUCCAGUGGUUCACGUGCUGCCUUACCCAGCAGCGACCCGGGGCGCGUAGCAAGCGCCAGAGGCCCCAGCAGAGGCUGAGGAUAGACCGGAGCAUGAUCGGGGCCCCGACGAACUUCCAGCACACUGGUCACAUCGGCACCGGUGACCUCGACAUGGCCAGCGCCCACCUCAACGCCAUCCAGAACCAGAUGCAGGGCAAGGGCGGCUACGAGGCCUCUUUCGGUGUCAAGGCCUGCUGAGAGUCGGCCGCCCCGAGGAUGCUCGAGACCGAUCUGUGAGAGAUAUCCUCGCCGACGCCGCCAUGAAGAUAGGGGAGGGGGUGGCACGUCGACCUGGGCAGCAACGAGA